Molecule: messenger RNA, 1085 nt
Organism: Erythranthe guttata (spotted monkey flower)
Lineage: Eukaryota; Viridiplantae; Streptophyta; Magnoliopsida; Lamiales; Phrymaceae
Product: PRA1 family protein B4
Biological process (GO): vesicle-mediated transport
Cellular component (GO): Golgi apparatus; endoplasmic reticulum
Source: RefSeq, a predicted model, not a curated record
UUACAUUCAAUCACCUAAAAAUGGCAGCAAGCUCCUCCCCUGCAAUCCUCCCAAUCUCCAACCCUCAAUCUACUCCCGCUGCCUCCGAUAACCAACAAUUGUCCUCCUCCUCCUCCACCUCGCCCGUCCGCGCUUUUCUGUCCAACAUCUCCGACACUGUGGGCUCCGGCCUCGCUAGCCGCCGCCCCUGGCCAGAGCUCCUCGACCGUUCCGCCUUCUCCAAGCCCGAAUCCCUAUCGGAAGCUAGCCUCCGUUUCCGCAAGAACUAUAACUAUUUUCGCAUCAAUUACCUCGUCGCCAUCACCGCCGUCGUCGCCGUGUCCCUUUUAACGAAUCCGAUAUCCCUAAUCCUCCUUACUGGCCUGCUCGCCGCGUGGAUAUUCCUCUACCUCUUUCGGCAGUCGUCUGAUCCUCCAAUCACCGCCUUCGGACGCCAAUUCUCGGAUCGCGAGACCCUCCUCUUCUUAAUCUUCUUAACCGUUGUUGUCAUAUUCCUCACCAGCGUCGGAUCUGUACUAGUCUCCGCCCUCAUGGUUGGCGUAGGCAUUGUUUGCUUGCACGGUGCUUUUAGGGCUCCCGAAGAUCUUUUCCUUGAUGAUCAGGAGCCUCAGGGAGGCGUUUCUGGCUUCCUCUCUUUCUUCACCACCACCGCCGUUGCUCAGCCUCCUCUUGCUGUUAGGACUUGACCUCAGGAGCCUCGAUCAGGGUGAUGAAUAAUAAAUUCUAUUUUUUUUCUUUUACAAAUAUUCCCGAUCGAGGAAUCCGUUUGAUUCGGAUGAGUAAUUCCGUAAUAUUGUAUGCGGUGAGCAUAAUAUAUAUUAUGCAUGUAAAUUAAUCUGUACCAUUUUUGCAUAAUUAGGGAAUGUUAAUAUUUGUAAUUUUGUUUUUGUAUAAUAUAUAUAUAGAACCCCAACAUAUAUACUGUUUGUGUGUGUGUGUGUGUGUGUGUGUGUGAUGUAGUAGUAAUGUGUUGUUUGCUAUUACCAUUUACCAGGGGAAGAGCAUUCUGUAAAUCUCAUUUGACUUACUGACUGACUGACUUGUAUUAUCUUUCUGGAAUAUAAUGCUGAUUUGUUUUUUGAUCA